CACUGGCAGCAGCCUGCAGACAUGAAGCUCUCAGCAAGCGUCCUUCUGCUGAUCGUCGCGGCGGGUUUGGUCCACGCCGAGGAAGUUUGUACUGCUGGUGAGCAGAAGAAGGAGGACUGUAACACAUGCGUUUGUGCUAACGGCGUUUGGGCGUGCACGAAGAAGGCUUGCCCACAGGUGGAGGAAGAGGAGAAGUGCACGCCUGGGACGACCUUCAAGCAGGACUGCAACACGUGUACCUGCGGCCCUGAUGGCAAGGCGGCCGCCUGCACCCUCAUCGCCUGCCUUCCAAGGACGCGCAGAGCAGAUGACGACAGGUGCACGCCUGGGACUACCUUCCUGCAAGACUGCAACACCUGUACCUGUGGCCCUGACGGUAGGACGUCAGCGUGCACCCUCAAGGCAUGUCCUCCUCGCGAGGAGGGAGAAGACAGUUGCAAACCUGGAACGACCUUCAUGCAGGACUGUAACACGUGUACCUGUGGUCCUGAUGGGAAAACGUCAGCCUGCACCCUGAAAGCAUGUUCAGCUGAGAAGAUCCAAAGAAGAGCGGCGCAAAGCUGCACACCUGGGACGACUUUCUUGCAAGACUGCAACACGUGUAGGUGCAGCGAUGACGGCAAGACUUUUGCCUGCACCCUCAAGGCGUGUCCACCUCGCGUGCGCAGAGCCUCGAAGUGUGACCCAGGGUCUACGUUCAAACAGGGCUGCGACAUGUGCCUGUGCAGCGCAGACGGAAAGAGCUUCGUGUGUACGCUGUCACUAUGUCCCUCAUAA
This is a messenger RNA of Schistocerca cancellata (South American locust), 777 nucleotides long. Its product is annotated as U-reduvitoxin-Pr21-like. The coding region runs from base 22 to 777 and encodes 251 amino acids. The record is from RefSeq and is a predicted model, not a curated record. Gene Ontology annotation, molecular function: peptidase inhibitor activity; protein binding. The transcript has 8 exons. NCBI's taxonomy places the organism in Eukaryota, Metazoa, Arthropoda, Insecta, Orthoptera, Acrididae.